UUCAAGAUUAGUGAAAACCUAGCAGGAAAAUACUCGUGGCCCCCCUCCCUCCCUCUCCCCAUAUACACAAAGGGAGAAGGGAAAGAGGCAACGUGCUCUGAAUUAUGUGUUGAGCCUCUCACUCUGCCCUUCUAUGGACUGUUGGCAUGCAGCCUCCACAGCCAAUUGAUCGGACACCUCGGGCUGAAGAGUGAUUGGGAAGCUGUUCGCCCCAGUGGUUUUUCCUUAUUAAAUGCUAGUUGCCAUCAUAUAAGGUCUUUGUCGGAUGCUUUUUUUUUCACUUUCUCUCUUCAGCAUUGAUGGGGCCUGUUUGCUUGUUUUUUUCUACCUUCUCUAUCCAUUGAUUUCAAAUAAAAAAAAGGGUUAAAAGACCGCUUCUAGAUUGACUUUUUUCCCCCCUCUGAAGGAUUGACUUAUGGCUUCGCUGUAUCAGAGAUUCUCUGGGAAGAUAAACACCUCCAGAUCUUUCCCCAUGCCACCUGAGGCAAGUCACCUUUUGGGUGGCCAGAACGCAGAAGAGGACAAUGCUGGGAAGACCCCACGCCCACCGCAAGAAACCCGACCCUCUUAUCAGUACCAGCCACGACAUGACUGUGAGGAGGAAGAUGAGCUGGUGGGAAGCAAUCCUCCUCAAAGGAACUGGAAAGGAAUAGCUAUUGCACUUCUUGUCAUUCUUGUCAUCUGCUCCAUGAUCGUCACAUCUGUCAUACUGCUGACUCCAGUGGAAGAUAAUAGCCUGUCACUCAAAGCGAAGGUAUCGCUACAAGACUUGGUCAGCGGAGAGUUUGCGAUCCACGAUACGGAAGCUAAAUGGAUAAAUGGUAAAGAACUGUUAUUCAGAACUCAGCAAGGCAAUGUGGUGAAGCUAAAUGUGGAAAAGAACGAGUCGACGUUGCUGAUAGAGAAGAAAAUGUUUGAUACUUUCAAGGUCAGCAAAUAUGAGGUGUCUCCAGAUAUGAAGUACGUUCUCCUUGCGUUUAACGUCAAACCGAUUUACCAGCAUUCGUUCACAGCGCAGUAUGCUCUAUGUAACCUCAUCACCGGUAAACUUACAGACUUAAAUCCACCAGAAGUAGAAGUAGAGAAAGCAUAUCUCCAGUAUGCUGGAUGGGGCCCUAAGGGUCAACAACUGAUUUUUAUAUUUGAAAAUAACAUCUUUUAUAAAAUGAAUGCUGACAGCCGCCCCAUUCGCUUGGUCUCCACUGGCAAAGAAGGAGUCAUUUUUAACGGGCUGAGUGACUGGCUUUAUGAAGAAGAAAUAUUUAAAACCCACAUUGCCCAUUGGUGGGCUCCAGAUGGCGCCAGACUAGCAUAUACAACAAUCAACGAUACCAAAGUUCCUUCUAUGGAGAUCCCAGUAUAUACAGGUUCAAUAUACCCAACAGUAAAAAAUUAUCAUUACCCAAAGGCUGGCUUUGAGAAUCCCGUUGUCACCUUACAUGUUGUAAACUUGAAUGGGCCUCUUCACCACGUAGAAAUGACACCCCCUGAUGAUCAAAGAAUGAGAGAGUACUAUAUAACCAUGGUGAAAUGGGCAACCAAUACCAAGGUGGCAGUCAACUGGUUAAACAGGGCACAGAAUAUCUCCAUCUUGACAUUGUGCGAUGCUAUCACCGGAGUUUGCACAAAGAAACAUGAAGAUGAAAGUGAAGCUUGGUUACACAGACAGAAUGAACAGCCAAUCUUCUCGAAGGACGGAAGAAAGUUCUUCUUUGUGAGAGCAAUUCCACAGUUAGGUCGUGGGAAAUUUCACCAUAUUGCUGUUUCUUCAUCACAAGCUAACAACAGUAAUGACAACUUACAGUCUAUCACCUCAGGAGACUGGGAUGUUACGGAAAUUCUGGCAUAUGAUGAAAAGAAUCAAAAAAUCUACUUUCUCAGCACGGAGGACUCCCCCACACGCAGACAGUUAUACAGCACUAACACCAACGGGAGCUUCAACAGACAGUGCAUCUCGUGCUUAUUGAUUGAGAACUGUACUUAUGUCAGCGCUGCCUUCAGUCACACUCUGGAGUACUUCUUACUGAAAUGUGAAGGUCCACGGGUUCCUGUUGUUACGAUCCAUAACACAACUGACAACCAAAGUCUGAUUGAACUGGAGAACAAUUACAAAGUGAGAGCUGUGGUAGAGAAGAGGCAGAUGCCUUACUCUGAGUUUGAAUACAUUCCAGUGAAUGACUACAAACUGCCAAUGCAGAUUAUCAAACCGGCAACAUUUAUAAAUACGGCACAUUACCCUCUUUUACUUGUUGUUGACGGUAGUCCUGGAAGUCAGAGCGUCUCAGAAAGGUUUGAAGUCAAUUGGAUAACAGCGUUGGUCAGCUCGUUCAGUGUUAUAGUUGUAAAGUUUGAUGGACGUGGAAGUGGCUUUCAAGGGACAAAGCUUUUACACGAAGUAAGGAAAGAGUUGGGAAUUUUACAAGAAAAAGACCAGUUAUCUGCUCUGGGGUCAAUAUUAACUCAACAAUACAUAGAUAAGACAAGGGUCGGCGUUUUUGGAAAGGAAUAUGGAGGAUACUUGAGCACACGUCUCCUGACAUCCAUGGCAGAUGAUCUUUUUGCGUGUGGGGCAGCUCUUUCUCCAAUAACAGAUUUUAAACUAUAUGCAUCUGCUUUUUCGGAAAGGUAUUUGGGACUGCAUACCAUUGACAAUGGAGCAUAUGGGGCGUAUGAGUUGGCCAAAAUAACAGUUCGAGAGUCCUUAUCGAAUAAAGCAAAAUUUUUGAUUAUCCAUGCUACUGCAGAUGAAAAGAUCCACUUCCAGCACACGGCCGAACUCAUCACUAAUUUAGUCAAAGCCAAAGCCAAUUAUUCCUUACUGAUAUAUCCUGAUGAAAAUCAUUAUAUGAAGAGCCAAGCAAUGGAGCAGCACUUGCACAAGUCUAUUGUGAAUUUCUUUGAAGAAUGCUUCAGAAUUCAAGAUAAGCCCCCUGUAGUAGUCAUAGAAGAAGAAGAGGAGGAUUAAGUUUUGUCCGUGCCAAGUACAAACCAGUAACAAUAUGCAACUGAAUCGUUUUCUUUGGAAACUACAAAAUGUUAUGUUUAGCAUGUGUUUAACGGAACAGUGCCCUCAAUGGCUUAUCCGACCGUACCACUUCCCAGGAAGAAAAACAUAAAGCAUGGUGGACUCAGCAAACAGUGCUGGCUAAUCACACAGCUUUUUGUUACUAGUAAAGGUUUCUUGUACUUCAAAAAAAAUUACAAAUAAAAAGGGGCAAAAAAAAAAAAAAAAAGCAAACAGAAACAAAAAACAAAAGGAAGGAUGAAAGAAAUUAAACUUUUUGAGGAACUCCAAGAAGACUAUUAUACAGACGAGACAUCCUGUUAAUUCAUGAAAACAACAGUAGCAUUUAACCCGUUCUUAUUCCCGCUCUAAAUUAACAUUGCAUUCGAGUCUGAAGAAACUAAUACUGUUAGUACGAAACAAAGAUUAUAGCACAAUUAUUUUGUUGAUACUAAUUUACAGUUUGCUUGCUCGGCAUCACACCAUGAACACACAAAAAAUAAAAAUGACAACUUUCAGGGCAGCAGAAUCAAA
Molecule: messenger RNA, 3538 nt
Organism: Hyla sarda
Lineage: Eukaryota; Metazoa; Chordata; Amphibia; Anura; Hylidae
Gene: DPP6
Product: dipeptidyl peptidase like 6
Exons: 26
Coding region: 416-2965 (849 amino acids)
Biological process (GO): proteolysis
Molecular function (GO): dipeptidyl-peptidase activity; serine-type peptidase activity
Source: RefSeq, a predicted model, not a curated record